AUGUCAGUUCUUGUUAAUGGUAGUCCAACUCGAGAAUUUUCGGUUACUAGAGGGUUAAGGAAAGGAGAUCCUCUAUCUCCUUUCCUCUUUUUGUUGGUGGCAGAGGGCUUUGAGGAAAUGGUAAAGGUGGCCUCUUCUUUAGGUGAUUUUAAAGGUUUUAGCUUGGAUGAUCAUAAUCAUUUUGAGUUACUUCAAUUCGCCGAUGAUACGAUUUUGAUUGGCGAGAACUCAUGGAACAAUCUUUGUACUUUUAAGGUCAUUCUUAGGGGUUUUGAACUUGUGUCCGAUUUGCGUGUCAAUUUGAACAAGAGCCGACUCUUUGGAGUAAAUCUUGAUCCAUAUUUUAUUCAAGUCGGGUCUUCUUUUCUAAAUUGUGCGAUUGGUUCAUCUUCUUUUGUUUUCCUUGGUAUUCCGGUUGGUAUUAAUCCUAGAAGAUGUGGUGUGUGGAGACCGUUAGUUUCAAAAUUAAGAAGGAGAAUUAGAAGUUGGCAUAAUAGACAACUUUUGAUCAGCGGGAGAGUUGUGCUUUUGAACUCUAUUUUGUCUAGCAUUCCAAUUUUCUACUUCUCUUUCUAUAAGGUUCCAGAAUCCACUAUUUUAGAGAUUAUUUCGAUUCAACGGUCCUUUCUUUGGGGUGGUCAAGAAGACAAGAAGAAGAUUAGUUGGAUUAGUUGGGAUAAAGUGUGUUUACCAAAAAAAGGAAGCGGGCUUGGUGUGAAGCAUUGUGGGAAGUUCAAUUUAGAGCUACUUAGAACAAUGCCUCUUGGAAUUCUUUUCCCAGAUUUACUCUCUAUGUCCGAUGCUCCCCAUUCGAAGGUGGCGGAUAUGAGUAGAUGGAAUGGUGAAAAUUGGAUUUGGGCUCUUGGAAUUUUUUGCGAUUCGGAAGACCGGGCAUCCGCAAAGCAAUUGAAUAAUUUAGUGAUUCUCCUUGCUCCGGUUCAGCCGUGUCGCUUGCUCGAAGACUCUUUUGUGUGGUGGAUAAAUCCUUCCGGUUUCACGGUGAGUAAUGCUUAUGAUACCAUUAUGUUGUUUGAGUUACCGAUCCCUCCGUUGGAGAAUUCUUUUUCUUCUCUUUUCUCUCAGUUAUGGAAGACAAAGGUUCCUAAUAGAAUUCAUCUUUUUGGUUGGAGGUUGAUUUGGAGUAUACUUCUUACGAAAUCGGAGUUGGCAAAGCGUGGAAUCUUAAUAGUGCCUCACUUGUUGGUGUGUCCUUUGUGUAGACGGGUUGACGAGGACUUGGACCAUCUUUUCCUUCAUUGCCAUAUUGUUAGAAUUUGGUGGAAAAAAUUAUCUAUUUGGCUUGGUUUAGAUGAUGCGUCUUUGGCCGAAACAAUUUUGAAGCGGCUCUCUUUAUUGGAAUCAUCUUGUAAAUCUUCUUUCCGUUUGUAA
This is a messenger RNA of Vicia villosa (hairy vetch), 1389 nucleotides long. RefSeq lists its product as uncharacterized. The transcript has 2 exons. The record is from RefSeq and is a predicted model, not a curated record. Lineage: Eukaryota; Viridiplantae; Streptophyta; Magnoliopsida; Fabales; Fabaceae. Bases 1 to 1389 code for a protein of 462 amino acids.